This is a messenger RNA of Acyrthosiphon pisum (pea aphid), 1635 nucleotides long. RefSeq names its product MAD2L1-binding protein. Lineage: Eukaryota; Metazoa; Arthropoda; Insecta; Hemiptera; Aphididae. The transcript has 4 exons. Gene Ontology annotation, biological process: regulation of exit from mitosis. Bases 361 to 1239 code for a protein of 292 amino acids. The record is from RefSeq and is a predicted model, not a curated record. Gene Ontology annotation, cellular component: nucleus.
AAAUUGUACGAACGUUACGUUUUUCUGAUAAGUGAACAUUUUGAACGUAUUUCACAACUUCACGACAUACCAAUCGUUUAAGUUUUAAAGCAAUAUUUUGUUGUUUGACCUCGUUACUUAGGUCUUUGCCACACGAUCUAAGUAACUAGUUCAUUGAUGUUUAACCGCAUCGUCGUCGUGAACUUCCUAGACGCGUUGUGGUUACAGUCGAAAUAGUUAUUUGUUUUAUCAUCGUGCGAACAGUUACGAUAAAGUUUCAAUACGGUUUCGGGAUUUUUGUCGAUCCGAUCGCGUUUCGAUUAGGUAGUACACAUUUUACGGACAUUGAGUUUCAUACGAAUUCACUGGAUUAGUAGUACCAUGGCAACCUGCGAUGUAUCCAUCCACUUGUCCGACAUCAUGACGCCUCAAUCGUUUUCCAGCUUAAUCACAACGCUUAUAAAAUAUUUGGUCUACGAAAAGCAACUCAUUCCUUAUCCGUACGACCGUUUGAAGUUAUACGUGCAAAAAUACAAAGAACUUAACUUUGAGCAGGAAAGCAAUCGCUGUAAUCUAAAAAACAAAUACAGGCUGGAAUCUGAGAAAUAUUAUAAGAAAGUUUCAGAUGCGAUAAUAAGUCUUGAGACGGUUUUUAAGUGCAUUGAAAAUGAAUUUCUUAGUCGUGUGGAAAAUCAUAUAGAAUCAGUGGUAAUAUUAAUUGGUUCAAGUGUACUUAAUCCUUUGACUGUAUUUAAUAUAAAUGUACCAGAAUUAAGUUAUUCACAUUCUGAAAAACAACAUUCUUCUAGGCAGCAUAUAGAUAAUGUAUUUAGGAAUAUAUUGAAUAAUGACAAGUUCAAUGAUAUAUUAACAUCAAAUAUAAUGGUUGAAACAAACUUGUAUGUGAUGUUCAAAGUAAAGAAGGGUGGAAAAAUGGCUACUAAUUGGUGUGUGCCUAAGGAGCAGUUUCGUUGUUUCCGAGGUAAACAAGUGGUUUUGAGAUUUGACCAACCGCACGAUGAGAUCAACGCGAAGAAAUAUGAAACAUGUUGCAUCAAAGAUUGCUUAAAUUUUGAAGUAUUUGUUGAUUUUGACAAUGAACCAAGUGUACAAACAUUGAAUAGUACAUUCACAAAUAGUGUCGUUGAUUGGUACUUAGGAAAACAUCAUAUAACAGGUUUUAAAAAUUAUAAAUACAACGGAAUUCCUAUAUCAGAUACUUGGUUGAAUCCUACUAUCAUUGAUCAUAUGGUAUCAUAAUUUAACCCAUGUAUAAUGAUAAGAAUUUGUUAGACAAUUUUAUUUUUUACAUAAUUAUACACUGAAAUUUGUCCAAUUAUGAAUCUAACUAUUAUUUUAAUUAUUUAUGAUAUUUUCUCUUUUUUUUUUUGUUUAUACUGAUUGUUUUUGUAAAUUCUGUUUAUAAAUAUCUAACGUAUGUACUAAAGUAUGUAAUUAUUGAAAAACAAUAUAAAUAUUUUUUCUUACAAGUACAAAAAUUAUUGACAAAUAUAACAAAAUUCCAAGAUAAUAUCAUUGUUAACAAAAUAUGUAUACAUAAAUUAACAAUUUUUAGUUUUUCUUUUUAAUAUUAUACUGCAUUAUUUAUUAUAUCUAUUAUGUAUCUUUUUUUAAAUAAAAUACUUGUCGACUAUU